AUGAAAGGAAAAACAAAGUGCAUUUCUCUACCUCAAGACAGAGUCAUAAAAACAGAAGCUUUCACAACCAUCUCAGAGAAGAUGUUUAAAUCUCUGAUGAUAAAAUCCAACAAGGUGAAGCCUAAAGAGGAGAACAAUGAGAGUAAACAAGGUCCUGAUCCAAGCAAUCAGCCUCAACAAUCCACAAGACAGGGACAAAACAAAAAUGAAAAGAAAUCUCUCCAAACCAAGAUGACUCCAGUCACAUUUGAAGAGUCACACACCAAAAUACAAGAUAAAAUCUCUGAGAAAAAUUCACUCAAAGAUCUGACCACAACCCCUGACCAUCAAAAUCCAACAGAAUCAAAGGGAACGAUGCCAGAGCAAAAGGAAAUGGAAACUGGGAAAGAAGGUCUAGUCAGCAAACCACAUGAAGCCCCUGUUAUAAAUGAGUAUGCUGAUGCCCAGCUACACAACUUGGUGAGAAGGAUGCGUCAAAGAACAAUCCUCUACAAGAAAAAGUUGGCAGAAGGAGAUAUAUCCUCACCUGAAGCCAGCCCCCAAACUGCAAAGCCCACAGCUGUACCAUCAACACAAGAAAGCAGUGCUAAGCUAAAAGAAGAACAUUACUAUCACAUAUUGUGUUUUAAAUUCCAGAAGAUGCCUCUGACAGAGUAUCUAAAGCAAAUUAGACUUCCAAGAAGCAUAGAUUCAUACACAGAUCGACUCUACCUCCUGUGGCUCUUGCUUGUCACCAUUGCCUAUAACUGGAACUGCUGGCUUAUACCACUGCGCCUUGUCUUUCCGUAUCAAACACCAGACAACACAUGCUACUGGUUUAUUACAGACAUCAUAUGUGAUAUCAUCUACCUUUGUGAUAUGCUAUUAAUCCAGCCCAGACUCCAGUUUAUAAAAGGAGGAAACAUAAUAGUGGAUUCAAAUGAGUUAAAGACACACUACAGGAGUUCUACAAAAUUUCGGCUGGAUGUUGCAUCAAUAAUGCCAUUUGAUGUUUUCUACGUCUUCUUUGGGUUUAAUCCAAUAUUUAGGGCAAAUAGGAUAUUAAAGUACACUUCAUUUUUCGAGUUUAAUCAUCACCUAGAGUCUAUAAUGGACAAGGCAUAUAUCUACAGAGUCAUUCGAACAACUGGAUAUUUGCUGUUUACUCUGCACAUUAAUGCCUGUAUUUAUUACUGGGCUUCAGACUAUGAAGGAAUUGGAACUACUAAAUGGGUGUAUGAUGGUGAAGGAAACAAGUACCUGAGAUGCUAUUACUGGGCCGUUCGAACUUUAAUUACUAUUGGGGGCCUUCCAGAACCACAAACAUCAUUUGAAAUUGUUUUUCAACUGGUGAAUUUUUUUUCUGGAGUUUUUGUGUUCUCCAGCUUAAUUGGUCAGAUGCAAGAUGUAAUUGGAGCAGCUACAGCCAAUCAGAGCAACUUCCGAAACAGCAUGGAUCAUACCAUUUCCUACAUGAAUACUUAUUCCAUUCCUAAGGGUGUGCAGAAGCGGGUUCGGACUUGGUAUGAAUAUACAUGGGAUUCUCAAAGAAUGCUAGAUGAGUCAGAUCUGAUCAGUACACUGCCUGUCACCAUGCAGUUAGCCCUCACCGUGGAUAUGAACCUCAGCAUCAUCAGCAAAGUCGACUUGUUCAAGGGUUGUGAUACACAAAUGAUAUAUGACAUGUUGCUAAGAUUGAAAUCCACUGUUUAUUUACCUGGUGACUUUGUCUGCAAAAAGGGAGAAAUUGGCAAGGAAAUGUAUAUCAUCAAGCAAGGAGAAGUCCAAGUUCUUGGAGGCUCUGAUGGUGCUCAAGUUCUGGUUACUCUGAAAGCUGGAGCAGUGUUUGGAGAAAUCAGCCUUCUAGCAGCAAGAGGAGGAAACCGUCGAACUGCCAAUGUGAUAGCCCAUGGGUUUGCCAAUCUUUUAACUCUGGACAAAAAGACCCUCCAAGAAAUUCUAGUGCAUUAUCCAGAUUCUGAAAAGCUCCUCAUGAAGAAAGCCAGUGUGCUUCUAAAGAAGAAGGCUCCAGGCACAGAGGAAUCCCCUCCAAGAAAAGGACUUGCUUUUCUCUUCCAACCAAAACAAAAGACACCCAAAAUGUUUAAAGCUCUCCUGGGAGGCACAGGAAAAGCAGGUCUUACAAGACUACUCAAAAUGAAGAGGGAACAAACCAUCCAGGAAAAAAGUGAAAACUCCAAAGAAGGAGAGGGUAAAGGAAGAGAAUAUGAAGAUAAACGAAGAGAACCAGUAGAGAAAACACAGGACAGCUCUGAAUGUAGAGCAAAUUCUGUUACAGCAGAGGAAGUGCCCCAGUCAAUUAGAAGGGCAGCUUUACCCAGAGGAACUACUCGUCAAUCACUCAUCAUCAGUAUGGCUCCUUCUACAGAGGCUGGGGAAGAAGUUCUGAUGAUUGAAGUCAAAGAAAAGGCUAAACAAUAAGUGUUUGAUUAUCUUUAGAUGUAAUCUAGCUAAUUCCCAAAGAGAUUGUACCCAGGAUUGUAGCUUAAAUUAAUGAGGGGAAAAGACCUUGCCAGGACCCCUGAGAAUCCAUACACAAAUCCCUGGCUU
Messenger RNA from Prionailurus viverrinus (fishing cat), 2550 nucleotides. RefSeq names its product cyclic nucleotide gated channel subunit beta 3 (gene CNGB3). The coding region runs from base 1 to 2421 and encodes 806 amino acids. Gene Ontology annotation, biological process: monoatomic cation transmembrane transport. The record is from RefSeq and is a predicted model, not a curated record. The transcript is spliced from 18 exons. Gene Ontology annotation, molecular function: intracellularly cGMP-activated cation channel activity; protein-containing complex binding; intracellularly cAMP-activated cation channel activity. Gene Ontology annotation, cellular component: intracellular cyclic nucleotide activated cation channel complex; plasma membrane; photoreceptor outer segment. Lineage: Eukaryota; Metazoa; Chordata; Mammalia; Carnivora; Felidae.